Penicillium vulpinum is the source of this 1359-nucleotide messenger RNA. RefSeq lists its product as uncharacterized. The record is from RefSeq and is a predicted model, not a curated record. Gene Ontology annotation, cellular component: fungal-type vacuole membrane. Bases 1 to 1359 code for a protein of 452 amino acids. The transcript is spliced from 4 exons. NCBI's taxonomy places the organism in Eukaryota, Fungi, Ascomycota, Eurotiomycetes, Eurotiales, Aspergillaceae. Gene Ontology annotation, molecular function: transmembrane transporter activity. Gene Ontology annotation, biological process: transmembrane transport.
AUGGUCAAUCCCCAAUCAACAAGCACGGGUAUCUCCCUCCAAGCCCUCAACACAAAAAACCUAGAAGAAAGGCCCGCACGAACAAACCAAAAUGACCACUCAAUAACCCCCUCCGAAACCGACAUAAUGCAGCAAUCCCUGAUAGCAGACUCGCAAGUCCCCGACGGCGGCGAAGCCUGGGUCGUGAUAUCAGGUUGCGCAGUGGUAACAUGGUGGUUCAUCGGAACAUCCUACUGCUGGGGUAUUCUGCAAGCCGCACUCGUGAAAGAAGGCGUAUCAUCAUCGUCGACGCUGGCAUUCGUCGGCUCCCUUGCGACAGCAUGUAUCUCCUUCCUGGGAAUUCUGAACGCGCGUAUUAUCCGCAAACUCGGGACGCGGGCGUCCGCCAUGACGGGCGUCUUCUUUUUGGGUCUUGGGGAGGUGCUGAGUGGAUUCUCAGCUAUGAAUAUUGGGGGCUUGUUUGCUACGGCUGGUGUUGUUAUGGGAAUUGGUAUUAGUCUCUGCUUUAUGGUUGUCUCUGUCACGCCGGCGCAGUAUUUCCGAGCGAAACGCGGGAUCGCAAAUGGCAUCGUCUAUGCGGCUGGUGGACUCGGCGGUGCUGUAAUCAGCUUCGUAAUGAAUGCGCUUCUUGAUCGCGUGGGCGUGCAGUGGACGUUCCGGAUUAUCGGGUUUGCUACUUGGGGUACAGGCUUGCCAGCUGCGUAUUUGAUCAAGCAGCGGGUUCCGAUUCCGCCGUCGGCUGUUGUGGAUUGGCGUCUAUUCCGCGACAUUCGCUUUGUCCUCCUCUUCGCAAUGGGUGCAAUCGCCACAUUCCCCCUUCUAGUCCCACCCUUCUUCCUGCCUCUCUUCACGGCCUCGCUGGGUAUGUCAUCCGGCACGGGAGCGGGUAUCGUCGCAGCAUUUAAUUUCUCCUCUGCUCUGGGGAGAUUGCUUUGCGGGCUAUGCAGUGAUAUGGUCGGGCCGCUAAAUACGCUAUUUAUUUCUCUUCUGCUAAGCGCGCUAAGCAUGCUGAUUAUCUGGCCUAUCUCUACUUCGCUGGGACCGUUGGUCGUCUUCGUUAUUGUCAAUGGUAUGGCGAACGGGGGCUUCUUUUCAACUAUGCCUACUGUUGUUGGGAAUACUUUUGGCUCGGCGAGGGUGUCUGUUGUUAUGGGAAUGGUUGUAACAGGAUGGGCUGGGGGGUAUCUGCUUGGCGCCCCCAUUGCGGGGUUCAUCCUCGAUGCUGCUGGCGGGGAGAAUCAUGGGAUUAUGGGUUACCGUCCGGCUAUUUUUUAUGCUGGUGCAAUGGCUCUUGUUGCUGCUAUGAUCGGGCUUUCUAUUCGACUAAAGACUGAUAAACAACUACUCAAGAAGCUCUAA